This is a messenger RNA of Aphanomyces astaci, 1606 nucleotides long. RefSeq lists its product as hypothetical. NCBI's taxonomy places the organism in Eukaryota, Oomycota, Saprolegniomycetes, Saprolegniales, Verrucalvaceae. The transcript has a single exon. The record is from RefSeq and is a predicted model, not a curated record. Bases 81 to 998 code for a protein of 305 amino acids.
CCGACGAGACACCACCACAUUUGAUAUUUUACACCCAUUAAUCACUCACAUUUACGCCACUCUGAACCGAUUUGUUGCCCAUGUCAAAACAGCAAAAAGUCCUUGACCAUGCGCUCGCCCAUGGUUUCAAACAAGAACAAAUUGUGCUCGCUCCAUGGCAGAUGGGCAAAGCGUCCGUCGGCGGCCAUCAUCCGAUCCAGCACCACGUUGGACUCUGCGUACCGGCGGAUGAUGUGCUCGCAGAAGCUGUCGUAUGUGUUGGUUUCCGAGUACAGACGGCGGCCAGACGCGUAGCUCGCGCACCGGUACGACUCGACCGACGUGCCGGCGACGCCAUUGAGCACGAACGGCGUGAAGACGACCCAUUUCUUGAACAGCCAAGGCUCGGUGGCGGGGUCGCCGAAGUCCGUCGGACCGAGUACGCUCUGCUGGCACACGAGAAGCCGCGGGCCAUCCGUCAUCCGCGCGAGGAUGCUAUUGUAGCUCACGGUGGGGACUCCGUGUACGAGGAGGCUCCACUGCCCGAUGGUUCGGCUCGACACGUACGCCAUGUCGUCAUUCAGCGGCGCCACUUUGAAGUACUCGGAUGGAUGCAAGCAAGGAUGGGUUUCAUUGAGCGACGUUUCCCAGCAAAAGUCAAACAGGUCUUGGGGCACACAUGCUGGAAAGAACUUGUGGUUGUGGAAAGCGUAGUUGCGGUCGGUGAUGCUCAGACGGAUGCGCCAGCCAUCCAUUUGGAUUGGCAGCGACGAGAUCGAGUCUGGACUGAACGACUUGCUUUCGAGGUUCAAGUUCACGCGAAGGAAUCCGCCAAUCGUCAGCAGUUCGUCCUUGCGCUUGCCGUCGAUCGUUGUCGUAUUGGCGUCGGGGUGGUCGGUGGUGGUCGGCGGCGUCGAGUUGGUUGGGGAAGGCGACGUCAACGGCCCGCCGCCCACCGGAAACGAAAACGCUGCCAAGUUGUUGCUGCUGCUAGUAGCCGGGAUCCCUUCGUCGUCUGACGAGCUGUCGUCUUUCGGGACGCGCGUGACGCUUGUGAGUUCUUCCAUGAGGUGCUCGGUCUGGUCGAGUAGAGUCGUGUCGACGCGGGCGCACUGCUUGGCGUGGUCCCGCAUGCACUUGCGAAGGUCUACCACAUGCGAUCGAAGGAACUGUAGCUCGACCUUUUGCUUUCUCCUGCACUUGCGGCUCGCGGCGUUGAUCUUGAGCUGGCGUUCGCGGGAUACUUUGACCUUCUUGGAUGUGUCCUUGCCCCCCUUGGUCGGCGGGGAUGACGACGACGACGUGGUGGCUUUGGAUCGUGGCAUGCCCGUCGAUGGUCUGAAUGUUGAGGAAGAGGAUGUCAUGGGUGCAACACUGCGCAAGAGCGACUGCAUGGGAUGCAUGGACAGGUGUAUCUGAUGGAGGUGGGACGUCACCCCCGACGUGGUACUGGACGAGGAUGGGGCCGCUGCUGCUGGCAUGCGCAACACCAUGUGGGGAUGCUCAUGCUUCAUCAUGGCAGACGGCGUGGAAUUGGAAAGUGACCUUGGCUCGCAAGUGUCAUCAACGGCAGUGUUGGACGAUGGCAGCAGAUCCAUCUUGUUGACUUGGGACUUUUGGUUGGAUC